CUUUCAUUGGCGUGUUUCGUUCACUGAGUUCAUUGCUCUCCGAUUUCAUCAAACUGCUUUUUCUGUUAUCCCGAGAAAAUGAAAUCUGGAUGCUUUUGUUCUCCAUUUUCUGAUUUUGCUUCUUGUUUUCUCCAAAUAAUCGAGUCAAAAUCGCAAAUUUGGAUUGUUUAUGCGAAAUCUAUGGAAAUUUCAGGUGGAAAAAUCGCAUUUUUGUCAACAUCUGAAGAAGCUCAUAGAGAAAAAUCAUCAUCGAGGAAGAUGAGCCAUUCUCAGAACCCAUCUUUUGUCUUUGCCAUUCGAGACUUCCCACCAGGCUGUGGAACUCACAUUGAUGUUUCAUCAAGUUUUAAUCUUCCAGCUGACAAGGCCUUCAAGAAUCCAAAAACUGGUGAUGUUUCUGGCAAGAAUCCAGCUCCUAAACCUCAAGGAAUUUGUCUCAAACGAGAACCAGCAGCUUAUCAGGAUCAUAUCAAGCGAGAACCAGCAUAUGAGUAUCAUGUUGUUGCAGCUCCUACAGUGCCUUAUGCAACAACUUCAUCUCACAGACAAGAACUGGAGAUCAGAAACUCUGGUUCUGCUCCUACUCCUCGUGAGAAAGUGCUUGAAGUAUUGAGACUUUUCAAACAAGUAUACAAACAGUUGGAUCGAGAUAAAAAAGCAAGACGCGGAGGAGAUUUGUUGGAUGCAACAAGAAGAAUCGACAUCAAAGCACUAAAUGUCUUAGAGAGUAUGGGGAAGCAAGUGAACAUAGAGAAGAGAAUUGGAACAGUCCCCGGGAUAGAGGUUGGGGAUGUGUUUCAGUACAAGACCGAACUCCGUGCUGUCGGACUUCACUCCAAGACAAUGUGCGGGAUCGAUUACAUGAAGAUCGGAGAGGUUAGGAUCGCGACAAGCAUAGUUGCAACAGAAGGGUAUGGCUACAACGAUACAUUCAACUCUGGUGUGAUGGUUUACACAGGUGAAGGAGGUAAUGUAAUCAGCAAGGAAAAGAAGACUGAAGAUCAGAAAUUGGUCAAGGGAAACUUAGCUUUGGCUACUAGUAUGAGGCAAAAGAGUCUAGUGAGAGUGAUACGCGGAGAAGAGAGAUGGGAUCAUAAAGGGAAACGUUAUGUGUACGAUGGAUUGUAUAUGGUUGAAGAAUAUUGGGCUGAGAGAGAUGUUAGAGGUAAGACUGUGUAUAAGUUUAAGCUUUGUAGAAUUCCUGAUCAACCUCCAUUGACUUGAUAUUAGUAUUGUUCAUAUUAGUAUUCCUGGUCAGAUAAAUGGAAAACAAAUCAGGUUUUCUUCA
Molecule: messenger RNA, 1288 nt
Organism: Arabidopsis arenosa
Lineage: Eukaryota; Viridiplantae; Streptophyta; Magnoliopsida; Brassicales; Brassicaceae
Source: the annotation of a GenBank genome assembly